Molecule: messenger RNA, 3237 nt
Organism: Jaminaea rosea
Lineage: Eukaryota; Fungi; Basidiomycota; Exobasidiomycetes; Microstromatales
Product: RNB-domain-containing protein
Exons: 1
Coding region: 57-3113 (1018 amino acids)
Biological process (GO): mRNA catabolic process
Cellular component (GO): exosome (RNase complex); P-body
Molecular function (GO): RNA binding; 3'-5'-RNA exonuclease activity
Source: RefSeq, a predicted model, not a curated record
GGCAGCAAUUUGCUUGCCUUCUCUCCAACACACACAACAACACCGACUAGCCCGCCAUGCUGCGCAACACCCUCAUCGCAGCUUCUCACGCAGCCAGUGCAACGUCAGUUACAUCGUCGCGCUUCUGCGGCUACAUCGUAUCUCGCACCUCUUCCUCCUCGUCGAGUUCAGCGAAUGGCGGCUCCCCAUCUCGAUCAAGCCGCCUUCCUCGGUCGAAUCGCGCACAUAGUCGCUCUAAAGUCAUCACCCACAACAUCUUCAGACAAGCAGGCGUAGAUGUCGCCGCGGCAGACCGCGUCCGCGAGGCUUCGGUGGCAGAGGGGCGCCAGCCUGAACCGGGGGAGCAAGGAUGGAAGAGGAGUGCGAUAGGUUGGAAGGCAAGGAGGGGGGAUAUGAGAAGGCGACCGAGACCAAAGUCCGGUGUACCUGAUGAGCAGAGGAGGGGGUAUGCGACAGAAGCUCGCUCAGCCGGAGAAAUGGCGCCUCGCCGGAACCCUGGCGAGAUUAGGCCAGGCGACCUGGUCCAGUACCCAAGCGUCGAAGGUUACGUCUAUGGCCUCGCUCUCCCCUCUCAUCCCGACCCGCACCUAUUCCGCACCCGCCAAUUCUUUGCCAUCAGCUCGCAUGGGAGCAUUUCCCUCCUCUCGCAAUCAGCCGUCGUGCUCCACCUGCCUGGAUUACUGCCUUGCCAAGGGGAAGAGGGGGAGAAAGCCACGAUUAGAGCAGAGGAGGUGGCGCUGCUACUCGAGGAAGCAACGGGAUUGACACCUAGUGACGAGAUUGCUGCAGCUUGCGAAAAAAUCGUGGGACUAGACUCGCGAAGAGCAAGGGCGCGCAUGGCUUCACGCCUUCGGCGAGUGGUUAAGGAAGUCGAGGAUGAGUUGGAGGAUCUUCGCCGGCGCCUUGCGCACCUGAUGGCGUCUACGCGCCUCCUGGAGAAGGAUGAGGUCACAGUUGACGAGGUGGCUACCGCCCUGCAUGGCUCCAGCUCCGUGCCUACCUCGGUCCUUAUCGCAACGCACAACCUUCUGCACAGCAUGCCUCGCUAUUUUGUGCAUCUCCUCCCUGCCAAGGCGUACAAGAUGGCGCAAAGCUAUGCCGUCAGGCCACAGAGGGAGCGUGACAAUGUGGACACAGUUGCAGCUUGGCGUCUCGCUUCCGACUCGCCCAUCGACACGUUCGUUCUUGCAGUCAAGGAAGGCAAGGCAUCGCCCCCUUGGAGUGAGGACCAUCAAACCAUCCUCGCCUUCCUUCUCAACUCGCUCAGCUCCGGUUCAGAAGGCCAGGAAGACAUCUACGCACCCGUAGUGGACGACGUGCUCAAGCGAUGCGACCGCCUCGUGACUGCGGACCCUGCUCCGGUAGGCACAGGGGGAGGAGCGAGCUGGAUUGGCGUAGAGUACAGUAGAGAGCGCAGACAUGCGGCCGUCAUUGCUUUGCUGGAAGACAUCGGGGCCUUCCAGCGCGGAGAGACGGACUGGAGUUUGGCAUCAGCACGAAGUCGGCGAUGGCUGGAAGCAUAUGGUCGACCUGUCGAUGAAGUGAAGGUGAAGGAGACCCCGACAGCGGACCGGGAUGCGGAUUUGCGGCGAGCUGUCCACUCGCCCGUCUACGUGAUCGACGAUGCAACGGCGCACGAGCUCGAUGACGGGAUCAGUAUGGAGCGCAUGGCCGAGGGUGACGACGUCUGGGUGCACAUUCACAUCGCCGACCCUACUUCGCACCUCACACCUGAAUCCUACCCUGCUCAAGAAGCGCGCAAGAGGGGCAGCACUCUCUACCUGUCCAACGGGUCUGCCAUUCCCAUGUUCCCGCCCCACUCCACACGAGGGAUAGAUGAGGCGGAUGAACAGGGCAUCAGACGGGCGGUUACGUUCAGUGCGAGGAUCAGCUUGCAAGGCAAGGGAGAAGUGCUAGAGACCAAAAUCGGGCUGAGCGACUUGAGAGGCGAGGUGCGCAAAAUCACCUACGAUGCGGUUGAUGCCGGAGAGUGCGGGGAGGGCAAGGAGGAUCUGGAAACGCUGAGGCAGGUGGCCGGUCUGCUCAGCGAUGCCCGUGAGAGGAGCGGAGCGCUGAGCAUCAAUCAGAUUGAGAGUCGACUGGCUGGCAGUACCGCUGCCGGCGCUACUGCCCCCGUCCUCAUCACGGACGAGUCAGCGAAGAGCAACGCAGCCCUUCAAUCAUCACCUCAGCUCCUCAUUGGCACCAACUCUGCUGCAUCACCCUCACGCUCCCUCGUAGCAGAGCACAUGAUCCUAGCCGGCCGAAUAGCGGCCGACUUCCUCUGGCGUCAGCAAGGCGGCCUCGCAGCGCUGUACCGCUCUCAGACCUUCCCUCGCGAAGUCGGCGAGGAAUGGAAGGAGGCGCUUCGUCGCCACAAGGGUGGGGUAGGCAGAGGCGACGUCCUGAAGAUGGGAGUCGCAAUGCCCUCUGCCGUUUCGCGCAGCACGCCGGAAGAGCACGUGACGAUGGGCAUCUCCUCAUCACCUUCGUCCACCGGGACGGACAAGCUGGAGGGAAGUGGCUACUUGCGCGUUACGUCCCCCCUAAGGCGGUACGAGGACGUACUGGCUCACUGGCAGAUCAAGGCAGCUCUUCGUCGCGAAGCUGGCGAAACGGUGGGGCCUGCCUUUAGCCUGGAAGAGCUGGACAAAGACGUCCCCGAGCUGGCUCGUCGCUCUGAGACGGUUCAGUCCAUCUCGCGCGGCUCGGAGGAUUGGCAGCGAUAUCGUGCUUUGAGGCUCGCAUUCGAGUCCAAUUCCGACGAGGACGGCGAUAUACAGCCAUCCUCUGAGCGGGAGGGGUGGCUUCCUGUGACUCCCACCUCGCUGCGUAAGCCCCUCAAGGCUUAUGUGCUGGACGGGUCCCUCCAGCUAGACGGGCUGGCCCUGCAGUGCACUACGAAGGUUGCCCUGCCUGGGUUGGGAGGGAGGAUGAGGGGGGAGUGCAUUUGGCCCGUUGACGCGGCGAUCCAAGGCGGGCGAGGAGCGGGCGGCUUGGGAAGGCCAACGAUGGGCCAGGAGGUUGACGUUGAGAUUGUGGGCGUGAGGGAGAAUAUUGAUCGUGGUGGAUUGGUGGCGGUCAGGCCCGUGCAGAGGCCGGCUGCAGCAUGAGAGGAGGAUGGGAGGAGAGGACUACUCUUCAUUGGAUCCUGUCAAGAAAUGCUUCCUCAUGCACCCGUGCAAAAUCACACGACGUCCGAGCGUCGACAAGGCAAAUGAAAUCGGGCCUGCCUUU